Penicillium argentinense is the source of this 1563-nucleotide messenger RNA. Its product is annotated as phosphoglycerate mutase, 2,3-bisphosphoglycerate-independent. The transcript has 4 exons. Gene Ontology annotation, cellular component: cytoplasm. Gene Ontology annotation, biological process: glucose catabolic process. Bases 1 to 1563 code for a protein of 520 amino acids. Lineage: Eukaryota; Fungi; Ascomycota; Eurotiomycetes; Eurotiales; Aspergillaceae. The record is from RefSeq and is a predicted model, not a curated record. Gene Ontology annotation, molecular function: manganese ion binding.
AUGGCUGCGGUUGACCAAAAAGUCGCUUUGAUCGUCAUUGACGGUUGGGGUAUCCCGGGCCCCAAUUCGCCCACCAAGGGCGAUGCCAUCGCCGCCGCGGAGACCCCGUACAUGUCCGGCUUCGCCGAGGCCAACUCGAAGACCGCUCAGGGUUUCACCGAGCUGGAUGCCUCCUCUCUUGCUGUCGGCCUUCCCGAGGGCCUCAUGGGAAAUAGUGAGGUCGGUCACCUGAACAUCGGUGCCGGUCGUGUUGUGUGGCAGGACAGUGUCCGCAUUGAUCAGACCCUGAAGAAUGGCGAGCUGAACAAGGUGGAUAACAUUGUCAAGGCCUUCACCCGAGCCAAGGAAGGCAAUGGCCGUCUGCACCUGUGCGGUCUGGUUUCCGACGGUGGUGUUCACUCCAACAUCACUCACCUCUUCGGCUUGCUGGAGGUGGCCAAGGAGAUGCAGAUCCCCGAGGUCUUCAUCCACUUCUUCGGUGAUGGUCGUGACACUGACCCCAAGAGCUCUGCCAAGUACAUGGAACAGCUCCUGAACAAGACUAAGGAGCUUGGUGUUGGUGCUAUCGCCACCGUUGUUGGCCGCUACUACAUCAUGGACCGCGACAAGCGCUGGGAGCGUGUCGAGGUUGGCAUGAAGGGCAUGGUUACUGGCGAGGGUGAGGACAGCUCUGACCCUCUUCAGACCAUCCUAGACCGCUACGAGAAGAAGGAGACCGAUGAGUUCCUGAAGCCCAUCAUUGUUGGCGGCAAGGACCGUCGUGUGCAGGAUGAUGAUACUCUGUUCUUCUUCAACUACCGUUCGGAUCGUGUUCGUGAGAUUACCCAGCUUCUGGGUGACUACGACCGCUCUCCCCGCCCCGAUUUCCCUUACCCCAAGAACAUCUCCAUCACUACUAUGACUCAAUAUAAGACCGACUACACCUUCCCCGUUGCUUUCCCUCCUCAGCACAUGGGUAACGUCCUGGCCGAGUGGCUGGGCAAGAAGGACCUGCAGCAAUGCCACAUCGCCGAGACUGAGAAGUAUGCCCACGUCACUUUCUUCUUCAACGGUGGUAUUGAGAAGCAGUUCCCCGGAGAGAUCCGCGACAUGAUCCCCUCCCCUCGCGUGGCCACCUACGACCUAGACCCGAAGAUGAGCGCUGCUGAGGUUGGUGCUAAGAUGGCCGAGCGUCUUGGCGAGGGCAAGUUUGAUUUCGUCAUGAACAAUUUCGCUCCACCUGACAUGGUUGGUCACACUGGUGUGUACGAGGCCGCUAUCCAGGGUGUCGCUGCCACCGAUAAGGCCAUUGGUGAAAUCUACGAUGCCUGCGUGAAGAACAACUACAUUCUCAUGAUUACUGCUGACCACGGAAACGCCGAGGAGAUGAUCAAUGAGAAGGGUACUCCCAAGACCUCCCACACCACCAACAAGGUUCCUUUCGUUAUGGCCAACGCCCCCGCUGGCUGGAGCCUCUCCAAGGAGGGUGGUGUUCUGGGCGAUGUUGCCCCCACUGUCCUGGCUGCCAUGGGCAUUGAGCAACCUGCUGAGAUGACCGGUAAGAGCCUUUUGGUCAAGGCAUAA